CCUCCAUAUGACUCGCCCCGACCGCUCGACUCGAAACCCGACCCGUCCAUGUCGCUCGUCAGGCACCGCCUCGCCUCCCUCGCUCGCCCCUUCUCCUCCUCCGCCGCCAAGCUCCCCUCCUCCACCACCACCACCAACCUCGACGGCGACGCCGCCGCCGCCGCCGCCGCGGUCCAGCUCCUCUCAUGGGGCCGCGGCGCCUCCGGCCAGCUCGGCGGCGGCGGCAUCGAGCAGGUCCGGAUGUAUCCAGCUCCCGUCGCCGGCCUCAUUCUCCCUCCUUCCUUCGCCCUCUCUCCCAUCCCCGGCAGCCUCCAAGGCUCUGGCCGCGCCGACUCGCCGCCGGCCUCCGAUCCCGCCAUUGAGGUCGGCAUAUCGUGCGGACUGUUUCAUUCCUCGUUGGUGGUCGACGGUAAGCUGUGGAUAUGGGGAAAGGGCGACGGCGGACGCCUAGGCCUCGGUCAUGAGGACUCGGUCUUCGUGCCGACUUUGAAUCCUAACUUGGACGGCGUCCGGUGCAUUGCUCUCGGCGGUCUUCACUCGGUCGCGCUCGAUUCGCUCGGUCGGGUCUUCACUUGGGGUUAUGGUGGUUUCGGAGCGCUCGGGCAUUCUGUGUAUCAUAGAGAGCUCUUGCCGAGAUUGGUGGAGGGGUCCUGGGAUGGGAGGAUUUGCCAUAUUGCGACUAGUGGCACCCAUACUGCUGCUAUCACGGAAGCAGGUGAGCUGUAUACCUGGGGUCGAGAAGAAGGAGAUGGUAGAUUAGGCCUUGGUCCUGGUCGGGGACCAGAUCAGGCAGGAGGCCUCAGUGUUCCUUGCAAAGUAAAGGCUCUACCUGUAACCGUGUCAUCUGUUUCUUGUGGUGGUUUUUUCACCACGGCAUUAACUAAGGAUGGUCAAGUUUGGAACUGGGGAGCUAACUCAAAUUAUGAACUUGGAAGGGGUAACAAAGUUGGUGGCUGGGAACCAAAACCCAUCCCAAGCCUUGAACAUGUUUGCAUCAUCCAGAUAGCCAGUGGUGGAUAUCAUUCUCUUGCCUUAACUGAUGAUGGAAAGGUGCUCUCCUGGGGUCAUGGUGGACAUGGUCAGUUGGGCCAUUCUUCUAUCCAGAGUCAGAAAGUUCCUACAGUGGUCGACGCAUUGGCUAACGAGCAUGUCAUCUUUAUUGCUUGUGAAGGUUCAACUUCAGCAGCUAUAACUGAUGAAGGGAAAUUAUACAUGUGGGGAAAUUCUAAAGAUUAUCAACUUGGAGUUCCUGGGUUGCCAGAUGUGCAUCCUACUCCUGUUGAAGUGAAGUUCUUGAGCGAAGAUGAUGGUCUGGGACCAUAUAACGUGUUAUCCAUUGCAAUUGGUGCUUCUCAUGCAAUGUGUUUGGUUUCCAGGUCAGGUUUUGAUACAUCUUUCUCGAAAAGUAACCAAGCGGGUACUGACUGGCAGAACGGGAAGAAUAAUCAGAUAAAUUCUUAAAGUGAUGAGGUGACAAACUUUUGAUCACACAUCAUGUACUGUUGUCUGAUGGGUGGAAGAGCUUGUGAACUUAUUGCAGCGAGAAAGUUUGAAGGUAGCUUGAAGUUUCCGUCUUCCCAAUGCAAUUAUGGUGUGGUGGAGGUAGACUUGAGAAAGCAAGCCUGUCUCUCUGUAAGAGAGUCACCAUUACGCCAAGCUCGUGAUUCUAGAAUGUCCUUGGAAAUUAGUUGAGCCAGAUUCGGAUGCAGGGUUUUGUUUGAAAACAAGAGGAACUGAGAAGAGUCGUCGUAGUCAAAUGCUUAUAUUAUGAUGCUUGAUUUCUAAGACCAUGUAACCUUAUAGAGAGAGGAACGCAACCUUUUUUACGGAUGCUGACAUUGCCACGCGUUGUCAAGGGGAUUGCUUCCA
Messenger RNA from Eucalyptus grandis, 1869 nucleotides. RefSeq names its product RCC1 domain-containing protein RUG3, mitochondrial. NCBI's taxonomy places the organism in Eukaryota, Viridiplantae, Streptophyta, Magnoliopsida, Myrtales, Myrtaceae. The record is from RefSeq and is a predicted model, not a curated record.